UUAAUUACUAAGCUAUAGGAAUAAUGUCCUUUCAUUCUCUACUAGCUUUCUCUUCUUUAGCCAUAAUCUCUUCUUUAUUCUUUCCCAUUCUUGUUCAUUCAGAUUGUGGAAGAAAUCCAGUUAUCUUCAACUUUGGCGAUUCCAAUUCCGAUACCGGUGGCUUUGCUGCUGCUCAUGGCCUAUCCUUUGGGUUCCCUCUAGGCCGUAAUUUCUUCAAUGGUUUCACCUAUAGAUUAUGCGAUGGACGUCUUCUUAUUGAUUUCCUUUGUGAAAGCCUAAAGACACCUUAUUUGGCACCAUAUCUAGAAACAGUAAGGGACAAUAAUGUAACAAAUGGUGCCAAUUUUGCAAUAAGUGGUUCAGCCACUCUUCCAAGUUAUAACCUUUUCAACUUGGCUGUUCAAGCUUCUCAAUUUAUUCGGUUCCAAAAUCGCUCCAUUGUUUCCAACACUCGAGGCAUUCCAUAUUCGCUAUCAGUCGAUGACUUCAAUAAUGCACUUUAUACAUUCGACAUUGGACAGAAUGAUUUGGCUGGCUCGUUCAGUUAUCUUUCGUAUGCACAAGUUAUUCAAAAGAUCCCGUCUUUCAUAACUGAGAUAAAAAAUACUUUAUGGCUUAUAUAUUCACAUGGUGGAAGGAAUUUCUGGAUUCACAAUACUGGCCCAUUGGGCUGUUUACCCGACCAGCUUGUAUCGAACCUGUCGAAUUCUAGCGAUUAUGAUAAGUUUGGUUGCUUAUCGUCGCGUAAUGAAGCAGCGAAUAUUUUCAAUAAUCAAUUAAGUGCGCUAUGUGGACAGCUUAGAUCGCAAAUGAGAGACGCCAGAAUCGUGUAUGUUGAUAUGUACGCUAUUAAGUAUGACCUUAUUGCAAAUUCCUCUACAUACGGUAUCGAGAAACCACUUAUGGCAUGUUGCGGAAAUGGUGGCCCUCCUUAUAACUUUAAUCCAAACGUGCGAUGUGGCUCUUCUUCGGGUUAUGAUGUUUGUGAAAUGGGGUCGAAGUUUGUGAGCUGGGAUGGAACACACUACACCGAAUUCGCGAAUUCUAUAGUUGCAAUGAAAGUAUUGUCGGGAAAUUACUCUACACCUAAUUUAAAGUUUGAUUUCUUUUAUAACUAGGAAAAUGAAUGUUUAAUGUUGGAUUUCUUUAUGUAAAUCCAAUAGUACUCUAUAUAUUAUAUAUGAUAAAAUAAUAAAAUACUUAAAAUUACUAAGAUCUCAUUUUGGUCUAUUAUAUUUUAAAUAGAUA
Messenger RNA from Impatiens glandulifera, 1248 nucleotides. Its product is annotated as GDSL esterase/lipase At1g09390-like. Lineage: Eukaryota; Viridiplantae; Streptophyta; Magnoliopsida; Ericales; Balsaminaceae. The transcript has 5 exons. The record is from RefSeq and is a predicted model, not a curated record. The coding region runs from base 24 to 1118 and encodes 364 amino acids. Gene Ontology annotation, molecular function: hydrolase activity, acting on ester bonds.